AUGGGCUCACGAAGGCCAUCUUUUGGAUUAGAGAAAGACUGUAAUGACGGUGUGCGUUCUACAAUGGAUUCAGACAGUUCGUUAGAUGGAGAAUUUGAAACCAAGCAUGAAAUUGCCGUUAAGCUAAGAAGAAAUUCAGAUGAUAGGGUUCCUCAGAAUGAAGAAUUUGAAAGUGACGAUGGUUCUGAACAUUCUUCUGCAGAAUCCAGUCAGAUUCAGUCUCCUCCACCAGAAGAAAGAGGGGAACUAUCGCCACAGUCUAAUGAUGGUGAAUUAUCUGAUAGUACAAAUGACGAUGCACAGAGUGUGUCAUCUGAUUAUUCUAAAAGAUCUGAUGCAGAUGAAACUGUUGCUGCCCCCUCUGUUGAUGUUGAUGUUGAUGCUGAAGCUACUGCUGUUGCUAAUGAAGAGGAGGAGGAGGAGGAUGAUGAUGAUGAUGAUGAUGACGUUGAUGAUGAUGCCAAUGCCAAUGUUGAUGCCAGUACUGAAAUUGAUACUUAUGAUGAUGGCGAUGGUGAUGGUGAUGCUGAUUCUGCUGAUGCUACUCCUAAUACCCAGGAAGAAAACACUGAAGAUGUUAAUGAUGUUCCUUGCAGUAAAGAGAGUAGCUGUCCUCCAGAUGCAGUGGAAGAAAGAUUGCCAGCCCCAUCGGUGAGAAAGGAUGAAAUAACUGGUCAUGGUGAAGAUUUGUCAGAUGUGUCCGAUUUAGAUAGUAAUGAUGGGCAGGGUAGUUUAGAUGCUGUUUCUGAUGAUGAGAGAACUAAAGAAGAUCAAAGUGAUUCAGUUCAUAAACUUGGUAAGAGGAAAGAAAGUGAACCUGUUGAAGAAAUGGAGCAGUUAGAUUUUGAAGCAGAAGAGCAGCAAGAUAAAGAAGAAAAAGAAGAGGGUGAAUGUGAAGGAAAGGAUGAAAAGAGUGAUGAUGAUGGUGAACUGAAAGGAGAUGAGUUGGAGGAAGGAGAAUUGACUGAUGAAGAUGAAAAUAGGCCAGAGGAAACUGAACCUCGCCCUGUGUGCCGGUUCUAUAAUAGGGGCCAGUGUACAUGGGGAUCAAGUUGUAGAUUUGUUCAUCCAGGUGUUACUGAUAAAGGGAACUAUACCAUGUUUGAUAUGGUGAGACCUCUUGUUCCUGUCAAUGGGCCACCUGUAUAUCCACCUAUGGAUUAUCGAGUACCAUAUGAAAAGCCAGCUGCGGUUGGAAUGCAAUAUCAAGCUCCAAGAAAGGAAGAACCUGUUGUGUUUGAAUCUGCCUGGGAACGCGGUCUUCGACAAGCAAAAGAAAUGAUGCGAAAAUCAAGUAAGAGAAAAGAAACUGAUAUGGAUUUUGAAGAGAAAAAGAUGAAUCUCAGUCUUGGGCAAGAGGAACUAGACAAAGAAAAUGACUAUUAUACAAGACCAGCCAGUCCUGUGUACAAAGAAGAUGAGAGAUGGGGAAUGAAAAUAGAUUCUGAUCGUUAUAGAGAAGAAUCAGUUGCUUUGGAACAUUAUGAUGACUUGCCAGAGUCUCCUUACUACCAUCAUUCCCGAGGAAGUGGAAGUGACUAUUGGAGGCGUGUCCACUAUGAACCAGGAGAUUCUAGAGCCCUGAGGGUAGAAGCAGAGUACAGUAGCCGUGACAGAAGUACAAAUAAAUAUCACUCACAGCAUCAACAUAGACAGCCUCCUCAAGAAUUUUAUGACAAAUAUGAAAAAAAAUCCAGCCGUCAAAAAUCUCAUCCAACAAGAGAAGUUAUAGUGGAACGAAUUGAGAAACCUUGGAGAGAUGAGAGAUAUAAUGAAGUUGCUCUUCCAAAUCGUCGUGGGGAUGAAUGGGCCGAUCCUUGGAUGCGCUCGAAGUCCCCUGUUGGGAGGAAAAGUGGAAGUCGCCCAUCUCGUCAUCAGUCUUACUCAUCUGGUUCAUCCUACUCAUCAUCAAGUAGAAGUUCAAGCCAGUCAAGCUACAGUUCAUACAGUCAUGGUUCCCGCUCUAGGUCACAAUCUAAAUCCCGUUCCAUGUCCCGCUCAGUAUCACGUUCCAGUUCUCGAACUCCCUUAUCCCAUGCUCGUAGGAAGCCUAAUAGACCCCUUGUUCCCACUGCAAGAGCUGCGGAGUCAAGUCCACCCCAGAUGCUGUCCAUGUCACCACGAAAGUCAUCGAAGCAGCUAGGUGAACCCAGAGGAUUUGGCAAAAAUAAGCCACUGACUUCAAGUUUGAUUCAGUCAGAGAAAAAGGCUGCAAGUGAACGUGCAUUGCUUAUGAAUCCACCUGCUCCAUCGCCAAGAAAACAGAAAGAAAUUAGGCCUCCUUCGCCAGCGAUGAUGAGGAAGUCUGCACAAAAUCCACCACCGCCACCACCACCGCCACCACCUCCUCCACCACCCCCGACAUCAUCCAGAAGGUCAAAAUCUUCCCGGUCUUCAUCUGGAUCUGAUUCAAGUGGAUCCAGUAGUGAUUCAUCAGAGUCCAGUUGUUCUUCCUCUUCUAGUAGCAGAGAACCAUCUCCUAAAGUAUGUCCACCAAAGAGAUCUAUGAUGGAUGAGAGAGGAAGACUGGCCCUGGCAGCUGAAUCUUUGAAAGUAAAAGCAAUGGAUGCCUUGAAGCUUUCAGGGCAGAAACAACAAAUAAAAUUGACAUUGAAAAAUACAGGUGCCAAUUCUCAGAACAAAACAAAAACUUCCACUGGGCUACCCGAAUUACCAGAGCUGAAUUUUGUGCGUCGCGAACGUGCUAUUCCUACGCUGGUUGGCAAGAAGAGACCAGCUGACAGCCCCCUGUCCAAUGACACUACAAUUGUGGCCAAGAUGGCUGCUCUAACGAAACCAACCCAAAAGAAGGCCACCUCAAGAAGGGAAGAAUUAUUGAAGCAAUUAAAAGCUGUUGAAGAUGCAAUUGCUCGUAAAAGAUCUAAAAUCUGAUGGUAUUUCCAGCAAAUCAUAGUCAUUGUAUUGAUUGUGAAGCCGGAUUGUCCUUCCUCUUUGUAAGAUCUUGCACAUCAAAGAAUAGGCAAUUAUGAAACAUUAGCCACUUAAACCAUUCUUCACCCGGUAUUUCUUUAAUGACAAUAAGUUUUGUAUUGAGCUAAUGUACCCAAGAUAUGAUCAUUGUAAUACUCUCUUAAGUACAGUGAAGUGUGUCUGUACUAAACAUGACCAUGAUUUCAUCAUGCCAAUUAAUAAAUAAUUACCACACGUAACUUAAAAAUGUGUUCAUUCCAGAAAGCAAACAUUUGUUUGUCCAGACAAAACAGAAGAAUUCAAAAUAAAUGAUUUACAAUGAAAACUGCUCUGUGUUUCCUGAUAUCAGACCAGUCAGUGCAUUUCUAAAGUAAUUUAAUAACAUGCAUGAUUGUGCAUGAAAUCAGUGUGCCUGAAAUUUUGUCUUCCUAAUCACAGUUUGAAUGUUUUGAGGAAUUUUGGUCGAAUUUUGAAGGAUUAGUAUUGAAUUUUGUGGGGGUUAUCGUUUACUUUGAAAUUGUAGCAACGUCUUGUGAUAACAUCUUGUAUGACGUCUUUUGUCACAAAUUCAUCAGUAUGUGUUUAAAUACUUUUUGCAAGUUGAGAAAUUUGUUUUUCACUAAAAGCAUGCUUUGUAUUUCUCAAAUGAAAUUGCAAAAUGCUUUAAAUUCUUAGUUAUAAUGUAUAGCUCCAUUUCAUGGAAAAUCUGUUUGGUUAGUGAUUAUGCCUGUCAGUACACGAACUACUUUGCUAUGUAUUUAUACUGAAUGGCCUUUAAGCCAUGAUUGGUUAAUUUUGAAGGGAAUAAUCAAAGUAUAUCUAAUGAUGGUUGGGAAAAUUUUUGUGUUAAGAUAAUUAAUGUCACAGUUACCUUGUUUGCAGGAUUUGUGUAAAUGGUCUUUAAGUAGAUUCAGCGAUAUGCUUAAACGUUUGUCUGUCAUAGAUUCAGAAGUAGAUGAACUUUAGAUUGGUACUUUCUUAAUAAAAUUCAUUUGAAAAUAGAUAUUGUUAAAUCCAUCUCCAUGAUCAUGGACACUUCUGGGAUUAUUUAAGCGAAUGAAAAUGGUUUACAUGUUAUUAAAUUCUUCAAUUUAUGACUGAAAGCAUUGGUAUAUGAGGAAGAGAAUACAGAGGAAAAUAUUCCUAGGUUAAUGAAAUGAAAUUGACAUUUCAAACAACAAAGGUUCAUGUCUCAAAUGUAAUUGUUUGGUGAAUAAAACAACUGAUGUAUCUGUGCAUGAAAUCUUUAAUUGAAGAGGACAAAUGAGAUGCAUUUUAAAAAAUAUUUUAGAAAUAACCGCAUCAGUACAAUGAUGAGGAAAUUGAUGUGUUCAAGAAUUGAUAAUGAGUUGCUUUUGAAGUAUAAAAGUUUUCAGUACUGGUUGAAAAAGGUUCAGUGAGUGAUUUUCUACCUUGAGCUCACUUGAUCAUCCUGUUUAAAGCAAUAUAACUUAAGCUGUUGAUGCAUUCUAUAGAAACCAACGUUUUAUUGAAUGCAUAAAUUAUUCAAUAAAUUGUGUACAAUUGGUAUGUCUAUGUGCAUACUUAGAACUCUUGCAAAUGUAAAUUUUUUUAUAUAAUUGUUAUUUUUACCUGUACUACAAAUAUCAAUAAUGAAAUCAAUGUUAUUUGAAUUUUAAUUGUGUUUAAUACAUGUUACUAUUUUGUGUUUUUAUGGAGAAAUUUCCAUAUAAAAAAAAAUCUCUUCAUUUUAUUUAUUUGAUUCUUGCUAUCAUUAUUUUUCAUCUGCAGGAAUUUUAUAUUCAAAUUAAUGCAGAAGUAAGGUGAAGAAAAUUUAAGAGAAAGGUAAAGAAAGUUUUUCAAAAAUGCACAGGAAGUGGCAGAAUUGUGCAGGUGAGAAAGAGAAAGUUCAGUGAAACAAAAAUUGGAAGUGAACCGGGUGAAGAACAGGUAAACAUGUAAAAUAUCUGUGAAGCAAUGAAAGAUGAAAUACUUAUUCCUUGUAAAUAAUCUUAAUAUUUUACUGUGGUUACCAUUCCUACGUUUUGGGAGUUGUACCGAAUUGUAAUGUAUGUAUUGUAAAGUAACAGGUUUUCUGAUCUCUUAAUGAUAAAUUCCAGAAGACAUAUGUGAGUGCGUGCAAGCAUGGGUGUGUGUAUGUUCAUUGCAAAUAGCAUAUUUAUAUUCAGAUUAUUUUAACAUCUUUCAUCAUAUUUCUGCAGCCAAUUACCUAUGUAGCGGCAAUACUGACUGGGUGCAACUAGUAUUUUCAUAGUUGUUUUUUAAAAGCUUCUCUCGUUACUGUGAGUCAUCUUGAAUAAGUUCUAUGCAUUUGUGAAUGAAAGUGGUACUAGCUUUUUCAAAUAUUCAACAUUGUGUGCGAUAGUUGUUUCUUAGAUGUGCAAGCUUCCUUUGGGGAAUGUUGACUUCAAUUUUUAUGUAAUAGUUUUUGUUGUAUAGUAGACAUUUUUUAUAAGAUAUAACCUGUGCUCUGGUUUGAAGAAAUUGGACUAUUUGAAACUUUUUUGGUAUUGCUUGGAAAGACUUAGGAGAGUCUGUCGGAAGAAUUUUGUGUUAUUUAAUUUAUUGCAUUUAUUUAAACUAGUGCAGUAAUUGUAUUUUUCAUGUGAAAUUAUUUUGUUUGUCUCCUUGCCUCAAAACUUGCUAAACCAAGAAUUUGAGUGUGUCAGCCUUUAAAACCAGUGAAUGAUAAAAAUACCAAGAAAAGUAGCAGUGAUUGGAAAAACGAAUAUGUGAUUUAAGGGAGAUUUUUUGAUAUCUAAUUUCAUAUACAUCAUUGGAACAUAUUGAAGAUGAAUGACACCUACAUAUUAUGAAUGUAAUGUUAUAAUAUUUGUUCAGUGAUAUUGCAUGAGUAUCUGCUUUCAAGGGCUGUUGCUCAGCACAGAAUGAAGCAGAGAUGUGCACUUUGGUGCAAUUUCAGUAUUAAUAUGAAUACAUAUAAAACUUGAUGACAUUAGUUGAGCAGCAGAUUAGUUUAUAUGAGAGAUUUUAUUUGUGGAACAGGCUAUUUUGUUUACGUAAGUGAGUUUAGGCAUGGAUUUGGCAGAAUACAGCAGGGCAGUGAUCCUCUGUCACAAAAUGCCAAGUAUUAAAAUAAUGAGAGAAUCGUGUAUGUGUGAAGUGAAAAAUAGCACAGUCAAAAUUUUACAUCACUAAGGCAAUAGUGGGAAAUGUGUGCUUAUGUUUUAUUGUGGAAAUCUGUCUAGUUAAGUGAUUUUGAAAUGUUAUGAAUAAAAAUUGAAGUAAUUGAAACUCAAUCUUUACACAGAAUGAAAAAAAUGGCUCAAAAUCACAGUAAUGAACUUUUCAAAUGUAUUGAACAGGUGUAUGUAGAUUGUUCGUAAAUGAAAGAGCUCUUAUCCUGGGGUCUCCUUUUCACAAUUGGUAACAGGCUGUAUUACAGAAAUUUCUUGAGGUCUACUCAUCACUGAUAAUUUCUUUAUGCUGCCAUGUCUUGUAAAUACGAAACAUUCUUAAGCAAAUGCUCAAUUUACUGGAGACUCUACCAUCUUAUUCUGGUAGUGUUGUUUUUUGCUCUUAAUUUCAUUUGAAAUGUGUAUCUUGAGGGCCCCUGCAAAUAAGGAUUACAUAGGAUAACACUAUCUUAUACAAAAUGGAGUGCUUUGAACAUUCCGUAUAAAACUGUUAAUCUACGACACAUAAACAUAACGCGUCUGAUAGUGAUUCAAUCAACACUCGAUAAAUCUGAUAUUUCAUACUCGCUUAAUUAUUUGGACAGUUUUUAAUACGUUUGAAUAACUUUUUAUUAUUAUAUGAAUAACUAACUAAUAAAGAAAGAAGUUCUUUGCUGGACAGCAUUGAAAAAGGAUUUUGAAGAAUUUUUUGUUUUUAAUGUUCAAUUCAGAAUGAGUAUCAUUUAUGAACAAGUUAAGUAAACAUAUUGUUCAAAUUAUUGCAACAAUGAAAUUUAAAUGUCAGAAAUUAAAAUAUUCCUAUGCCAUAAAAGUGAAUGUAAUUGGACCAAUUUACACAGCAAGCAGUACAACAUGACUUUUAAAUGUAGUUUUUUUCAUAGGGGAAUAUUCAACAAAUUGUUGAUUGUUUUUGGAGUUACUUAUUUUUCGUAUACAUUCACAUAAAUCUAUCACAUUGUUUUUUGCAUAUUUAUUUUAAAGAGUCGAGAUAAAUCAAUUAAUACAUAAUGAAAAGGUAGUUGCAUAGUCAUUUUAAAGUUCAUAUUUUUGUUUUGUCCACAUUUUCAUUUAAUCUAUUUUUCAUAUUACUUCCAAUUGUUGAUAAAGUUGCAUCAGAAACCAGUAACAGCACUUGCUAAUAAACCAAUUUGGAUCCCACUUUCUCAUUGUAAUACUUUGUAACUUAUCAAUGUAUGGAAUUAGUUCUGUGUCAGGAAGUUAAUCUUAAGCACCUCCAAGCCACUUCCUCUUCUAUCAUCCUCGAAUUUUCCAACACUACCAAAUUUGGCAAUUUGUGAUUUUUUUGUUGGAGGUUGUAUAAUGGUGAUUGUAUCUGUCAUAACACAGGUCAAAUUAAAAUUUGCCCUGGUAAUUUUGUGGAACAACUCUUGAGAAGAUAGUCAUUCAAAGUUUGAAUAAUAUGUAUUUGUUGCAGUCAUCAUAAGGGCUAUUAUUUAUUAAAAAAUAUUAGCGAUUAAUUCCUUAUUUGUUUUUAAUUUUUCUUUGAACCAAUUUCUGAAAUAACUGUUGAAUUUAUUGUUCAAUCAUGUAUGUGAAAGCACUAAAAGUUUCACCAACUAAUGAAUUUGGUGUCAUCAAGUGUCAACUACGUUCUAAUUUUAUUCGGAC
Gryllus bimaculatus (two-spotted cricket) is the source of this 7700-nucleotide messenger RNA. Lineage: Eukaryota; Metazoa; Arthropoda; Insecta; Orthoptera; Gryllidae. The record is from the annotation of a GenBank genome assembly.